Messenger RNA from Erpetoichthys calabaricus (reedfish), 1855 nucleotides. It is a transcript of the gene ddb2, whose product is annotated as damage-specific DNA binding protein 2. NCBI's taxonomy places the organism in Eukaryota, Metazoa, Chordata, Cladistia, Polypteriformes, Polypteridae. Gene Ontology annotation, cellular component: Cul4-RING E3 ubiquitin ligase complex; nucleus. Gene Ontology annotation, biological process: DNA repair; response to UV. The transcript has 11 exons. Bases 272 to 1711 code for a protein of 479 amino acids. The record is from RefSeq and is a predicted model, not a curated record. Gene Ontology annotation, molecular function: protein binding; damaged DNA binding.
GCUGAGAGCUCAGGGGUUAGCUCGUGACGCCAUCGCGACAAGGUUGUGUAACAGCGGAAGUACCCGGCUGAGCACGCCGCUGCCGCGCGUUCUCCAAAAUAAAAACAUACCCUGGGUGGCCGCUGAACCCGCGGAACCCUAUUAUAUGCAGGUGGAGUCUGUGUCAGUAGCAAGUCUGGGAGCAGUUGCUCCAUUAACAGAGAAAGCUGCUUGCAGAGACUUUCCAAAUCUUAUCAAAUCUUUUUAGGCUGAAGAAACAUAACCAGUGAAAAUGCCACGUAAAACUGCAGAGCAACGCCAGCUGGGUGGAAGGAAAAAAGAAGAUGCAGGAGCUGGAGAGCAAGCACCAAAAAGACAGAGACUAAAGCCAGUGGAAAAUAAAACCUCUGCAGAAGUUUGUGAUCAAGAGCAAAAGGCAAAAAAAAACCCAGUCCAGCUUCGAUAUCCAGCCACACAGAACAACACUGUGCAUUAUGUCUAUAAGAGGACGUUGGGUCAGAAUGACAGUGGCCAGCUACGCCAGUGCUUACAACAAUCUUUCGUCCGCUCGCUGUCUUCUUACAAACUCUUCCGGGUGGCUAGUCCAUUUACCCGUCGUGUAACCUGCCUAGAAUGGCACCCAACUCACCCAAGCACUGUGGCUGUUGGCUCAAAAGGAGGUGACAUCAUCUUAUGGGAUUACGAGGUUCUAAACAAAACCACAUUGAUACCAGGGAAAGGAGCUGGAGAUUUUAUUGGAUGUAUCAAAUUCAGCCCCACAAACUCCAACAGAAUUUUCACUGUGUCAGGAGAUUGCACAUUGAGCCUGCAGGAAUUUGGAGGAACAGCUCAGGUUUUCUCCAGGACUGCAGAGGAAUGUUUCUGGUACUGCAGCCUGGAUGUGUCUGCCAGCAGAGAACUUGUGGUGACAGGUGACAAUGUGGGAAAUGCUUUGUUGCUGAGUACUGAUGGUCACAAGAUUUGGAAUCAGCGACUGCAUAAGAAGAAGAUAACCCAUGUGGAGUUUAACCCUCGCUGUGACUGGUUGCUAGCCACAUCAUCAGUGGACCAAACAGUCAGAAUAUGGGAUAUUCGCAAUAUAAAAGAUAAGAACAGCUUCUUAAAUGAGCUUUUACAUCAGAAACCUGUUAAUUCUGCAUAUUUCAACCCAACAGAUGGCUCCCGGCUCCUCACUACUGAUCAGUAUGACGAGGUCCGCUUGUACUCUUGUGCAAACUGGUCAUCUCCCCAGCUUGUCAUCAACCAUCCUCACAGACAGUUUCAGCAUCUCACACCUAUCAAGGCUACUUGGCAUCCUCUGUAUGACUUAGCAGUGGUUGGACGAUACCCGACUGCUCAAAGCAGUGCCCAGGAACUGCGCACCAUUGACAUGUUUGACACAAGCACAGGCAAACUAGUGUACCAGCUAUACAGCUCCCGGGCUUCGGGAAUUGUUUCGCUAAACAAAUUUAAUCCAUUAGGAGACACUCUGGCCUCUGGAAUGGGAUUUAAUAUCCUGAUCUGGAGCCAUGAAGAUGUGGUGGCAGGUAAACAAGAAACUCUCCUGACAGCAAUGCAGAACCAAGGCUUGGGAAGUAACGUCACUCCGAGAAGGCAUCGUCAAAGUGAAGCUAGAAGUGCUGAGCUGGCCAGGCGCAUGACGACAGCCGGGACUAACAGCAAGACUAAAACCAAAGAUCAUAUGAAUAUGCCAAAAGGGAAGCGUCUCUAAUUAGAAAUUAAAUUAUUUUUUAUAUGUACUCAUGUAUUGAGCCUAAACAUCUAAGUUUCCAGGGGUUUUGUCUGUUUUUUAUGAACAUAUAUAUGUAUUAUUUUUGUAAAAAUAAAAAGAAGCUAGUUUAAGGCAUAGAUGGAA